Messenger RNA from Paecilomyces variotii, 1308 nucleotides. Its product is annotated as kinase-like domain-containing protein. Gene Ontology annotation, molecular function: protein serine/threonine kinase activity; ATP binding. The transcript has 2 exons. The record is from RefSeq and is a predicted model, not a curated record. NCBI's taxonomy places the organism in Eukaryota, Fungi, Ascomycota, Eurotiomycetes, Eurotiales, Thermoascaceae. The coding region runs from base 1 to 1308 and encodes 435 amino acids. Gene Ontology annotation, biological process: protein phosphorylation; intracellular monoatomic cation homeostasis; intracellular signal transduction.
AUGAGCACAGCAUUGUCGCCAAAGGGUUCUGCUAGUCCGAGAAGAUAUCAACUGCCGUUUUCAUCCCUGCGCCAGAAUUCUCCAUAUGUUGGAGCUUUAAAGACCAGAUCUCCCAGCUUAGGAGGACCAGGAAAUCGACCAGGGCCACCUGACUUUUCAAUUCCUGCUGACUCUGGGGUUGGCUUGAAGGCACGUCGGAUGAGUGCGAACGUCCCUGACGAUUUCAUCGUAAACACGUGUGACCUUAGUGAUGAGUUUACGACGGCCAGCAAAGUUCCAGGACGAAGAGGAAGAGAGAUUGCAAAGGGCUCCACAGCUACUGUGAAGAUUGUGUAUAGAAAGGACUCUUCCAAGGAUGUCCAAUACGCUGUCAAAGAAUUUCGCAAGUGUGGCAGUCAAGAAGACCAACUUGAAUACAAGAAAAAGGUCAAGUCAGAGUUCAGCAUUGCUAACAGUCUACACCACCCAAACAUUGUCAAAACUGUACGUCUCUGUUCAUAUAGAGGCCGGUGGAACCAUGUGAUGGAAUAUUGCUCAUAUGGAGAUCUCUUUUCCCUGGUUCAGAGGAAUUAUUUGCAGCGAGAAGACAAUAUGUGUCUGUUUAAACAACUUCUACAGGGCGUUUCUUACUUACAUCGCAACGGAAUAGCCCAUCGGGAUAUCAAGCUGGAGAAUCUGCUGCUGUCAGGUGAAGGACAUCUUAAGAUUACAGACUUUGGAGUGUCAGAAGUUUUCAGCGGCCUCCAUCCAGGUCUAAGCGCUGCCGGUGGUCAAUGUGGGAAGGAGAUGGGCGAAGUGCGAAGAUGUCCUCCAGGAAUUUGCGGAAGCUUGCCGUACAUUGCUCCCGAAGUUUUGGCAAAAAAAGGAGAAUAUGAUCCUCGACCACUUGAUGUUUGGUCCUGCGCCAUAGUCUGCCUUGCUCUCUGCUUCCGUGGAACUCCAUGGGAGCUUGCAGACCCCAAAGAUCUUAAUUAUGCUAAAUUUCUGAGAGGUUGGGACAUAUUCAUCGAAGCAAAACCGGACGGUAUAGUCACAAAUAUGGAAUAUCCUUCCUGUGGAAGCAUGUUCCACGCUCUACACAAAGAAUCGCUUAGGCGUCUCCUGUUGCAGAUGCUUCAUCCGGAUCCAGACAGGAGAAUCUCAAUCCACGAAGCUGUGAAGGACCGGUUUGUUAAGGGGAUCGACUGCUGUUGCCCAGACUUCAAUGAUUUUCUCACUGUCACGCAUGUCGAUGCGGCAGGUAAGAAUAGUUGCAGACUCGCCGGGAAGAUGGUAGUACACAAAAUGCAUAACCACACCCCUCCUUGA